This is a messenger RNA of Leptinotarsa decemlineata (Colorado potato beetle), 7102 nucleotides long. RefSeq lists its product as uncharacterized. The record is from RefSeq and is a predicted model, not a curated record. NCBI's taxonomy places the organism in Eukaryota, Metazoa, Arthropoda, Insecta, Coleoptera, Chrysomelidae.
AGAUGUAAAUACUCAAAAAAGGUCGAUGAAAAUUGAUUUAUAUCAAAUACUGGAGAAACGAUGAAUGUUUUUUUUUCGCGAAGGAGGAAAAGAAAAAAGCGAAUGAAUAAACUCAGGGUGGUAGCAUUGCCUCGAGCACGACCGCUGCGCCCCCGGACGAAGCUUCUAUUCACUAUUGUCAUGAGGACCUUGGCCAAAUGCGCUCGGAAGCAAUGGUAAUAGAAAUUAGAGACAGAAAGUGAAGAAGAAAUGUGCUUAGUUUUAGGUUAUUGUUGUCGGUUUUAAAAUGUUUUCGGGACUGAAGUAUAUUAUUAUAAUCCUAAUCACAAAGCAUACUAAUGGAAUAAAUCAUUUGUUUUCCUGAAAUAGGGUUAGGUAUUUUUUUAUCUAAUGGAGCCCAAACAAGUAAAUUUUUCUGUUAUUAAACAGAAAAUAAUCAAAACUGAUGAAAUACUUAAGAUGUACUCGGAAAGUAAUAAAAAACUUAAAAAAACACAGCAAGCCUACAAGGACUUGAAAUCCAAAUACGACGAGGUUAACAGCGGUUUCAGCCGUCUCGAGUUAGAGAAUGGUAGGUGUACCUUCAAUCUACAACAAAUUACUUCCAAGCACGACAAACUUGAAUUGGAAUGCAAACAGACAUUACAGCAAAAGGUUUUGUUGGAGCAAAAAUACAGUAGGCACAUUGUAGAGUGUCAAUCGACGAUAUUAGAAUUACAGGAUGAACUGAGAAUGAUGAAAGAACUGAGCGAGGGGGCUGAGAAACUAUCUUCGCCCCCUAGGAAGAAAGUUUCUCCUGAAAAUGAUGAUUCUUCAAAAAAAAUCAACGAAAUGGAAGAACAUAUAAAAUAUCUCAAGGAGAGUGAAGCAACAGCAAAGAAAAAACUAGAGUUGGAAAGAAAAGAGUUUGCCGAAGGCAUGAAUAAAAUCAAAGAUGAGCAUUCCAAAGUGAUACAGUUGUCACAAGGGGAAAAACUACAACUGAGUAAUGACCUAAAUAAAAUGAAGUUACAGAUUACCUCAAAUCAAAACCAUUACAAUGAAAAUCUUCAUGCCAAAGAUAAGGAAAUAAGCAAAUUAAACGCUGAAGUUUUGGCCUUGAGAGGGCUCAAGGAGCAACUGAAACAUAUCACGGAAGAAAACAAAAAACUCAAUAAUGAUAUAUUGUGUCAGAGUCGGGAACGAUGCACUGUACCUUCUAAAACUGCCCAAACUCAGACAACUGAAGAUUUCAAGUCUGUUUUAGAGGAGAACUUCACCUUGAGAAGAGAAAUCCAAUUGUAUAAAAGCCAAACCUCAAAGAGUGAAUGGACUCAAACAGAGUCACUGGAUUCGGAAGACGAGUCUCUUAUGGAUAUCCUAGAGGCAAUGGCCGGGCCCCCUAGACUUCUGUCACCCAUGAGGCAUUCUCCUUAUAGACAAUCCGAUGAUGAAGUCGCAUCAUUAGUACAACAAGUUGAAAUACCGACCAUCAUUGUCACCCCUUGUACGCCUGUGAUUAAUAAAGAGCAGAAAUUUGAAGAGUAUCCUCAGGGUUGUGAAGAAGACAAGCAGGGAUCAUUUACACCUGAAGUUUAUGAGACAAAAGCUGAAAUCAUUGAUGGCCUUUCAGUAGAAAAUAUCUGUGAUAAUAUUAUACAAAGUGAUGUAACUUCCUUGAUCGCUUUAGAAAUCAAAACUGCUGAAGAAGAGACCCAAAGCAAUGAUUGUCCUGCUGGGGUUGACAAUGAUAUUCCAACAGACAAAAGUGGAGAAAAGAAAAUCCUUGCUUGUGACCUUGACGAAAAUCAUCUAACGGAUGAUAGUAGUGAAGAUCAACAAAACCAGGUAAACCAAAAUGUGAAUCAACCAAAUAUUGAAACUUUCAAAGAAGUUGAGCACCAACCUUUGAAAAUUGAUCCUGACAUUAUAGACUCGAAAUUACAAACGCCUGCUGAAUCUGUGGAAAGUAACAAUCACAAAUGGAAAUCUAAAAUACCUGGAAGGCGCAAGUAUAGACAUUGGCCUAAUCUGAAUGGUUAUGUAAAACUUCAUCGAGGAAAACCACCCUUGAACAAAAAAGAAACAAGAAGAAAAUUAGGGGCAAAGAAAUACCACAGAAAAGAUUGUGUGCUUAGGGCUUUACAGGUGUUGAAACGCUCUAAAAUCAACUUCACGAUCUCGAACGAGUCCACCGUACCGCUGCAAUGGAGAGACUACAAUUUUUUGAACAGGUUUGAGAAUGGGGAACGAGUUGGCAGUCCGAAGCAGAAUGUAAACCAUUCAAUUCGAAAGCUGAGUUGCCCUUCGAAGAUCUGCAGGAGCGCCUGCAUGUCCUUGGAUGGCAGUUCCUGCCCAGCAAAGCUAUUGGGCUUCUUUGACGUGAAGCAGGAAUCCGUCACCCCGCUCGGCGGAGAACCUUUGGAUAAGAAACCUGGCACUCCGCUGCGAUGGUUGAAUAACUUACCGAUUAGCGAAGUAACCUCGGAGAAUAUUCUUGAUAGGCUCGCAGAACUUGUGAGCGAGAAGCUGAAGAAUGACAAAAAUUUAAAAAGGAAACGAACCACUUGCUUGCCCCAAGACUCCGAAUUCUGCUCUGAAACAGAGACGGAGCUAGAGCGGUUGAUCGAAGAGCCCAGUUGUGACGUGCUCGAGAGGAACAAGAUGCUCCUGAAGAAGGCCAAGUAUGAUCUCAGCAGGGAAAAGACUUCCCAAAAUAGUUUGGAAGGAAAUGAUGCAAAAAGUAAUAUCGAAACUUCUGUAUUCACUGAUAGAUAUCUGAAAAAUCAGCACUUGAAAGCAGAAACUGUUUAUCCUAACGUGAUGAGCCCAAUGAACCCAAAACAGAAGAGUCCUAUGGCACAUUCCGGCGCCAAAUCUGUCGUUAGAUCACCCUUUAAUGAAUCUUUUCCACAAGAAGAUCCAACCACAGUUACUUCUGAUGUUUCUGAGGAAAUUAGUGAUAUCGAAGACAGUACAGAUUUUUGCAAAUUCUCCCCCGUUCCAAUUCUCCUGAGCCCCAUAAAAUCCAGCCCUGAAAGUAGUCCAAAAACCGAUGCUUUCACGAUAUCCCCUCGGAACAAGGAAAUCAAUUUCAAGAGUUCAGAUAAAUCUAAACUUUCAAAUACUUGCAAGCUAAAACAUUCGUCCGACCUACUUUCUACAGUAAGGAAGAUAGAUAAAUUGAAUGAACCUCUUUUCACAGGCCUCAGUAGCACUCUAGACAUUGGGAUUGAAGCAAAGGAAGAGAGCUCAGAAGCAAAUUGUAAACUGAAAACUGGUGCCCCAGCUGUAGGAGUCUCUAAUUCGACACCUUUCAAUGUUUCAAAGCAAAGGGACUUGGAAAAAAUGGGGUGUUCUAGUAUAGUUGGUUUAUUUGCUGAUAAAAAUACCAAGAAAGAGACUUCUAGUCUAAUUUCGCAACCACAGAGUCCAGUAUUGUAUUCAGAUUCAAGAUUUUCUUCACAUACCAAACCAUUCAGAGAGAUAAUUCCAGGAAAAAGCCCUGAUCCGGAUAAUACAUUUUCAACUACUUCAAACUGUUCGAGAUCUUUUGAACUUCUGGAUUCUUUGAAAUUACUUCAAAACUUGGAUGAAAUUAAUCAACAAAAACCUUGUAAAAAUAUUCGUAGGAGUAUUUCCGAAGAAAACUCCUCGCUUCCUAGCUGUUGCAAUCCAAAAGAGAAUAUCUCUAACAAAUCAUCAGAACUUGAAGAAUUAGAACCUGUUUGCGCUGCAAAUGAAAUGGAGAAAUCCAAAAGAGAUGAUUUGAAACAAUCUCCACUCAGCUCAGAUGACUCUGAUCCAUCAACGAGUUUUCAUUGCAUGGAAACUCAAGAACUAGAUAGAGAAACAAACUAUAUGAAUUUCACUCCGAGAAUUCUACAAAAAAUUGAAAAUAAUUCAGCCAAUUCAAAUGCCGUAAACAAUUUGAAUACAAGUUCUUGUAUCAGCAAAUUUCUAUCUAAUGAGAAGGAGAUGACCAAAGAAAUUGAUAGGUUUAUGACCAGAUUUCAGCUGAAUCAGAGUUUGACUGAAACUCAGUCUUUUCAGCAAGAGAGGUCAAGUGACACAAUUCUAACAGCAAGUGAUAUAUUGAACAUCAUGUCGUAUUCAGAAAAUGCCCAAAAGUCCCAAGAACCAUUAGACUUCAGUAAUUCGAAAAAUUUGGAAGAGUUAAAUGUUACAACAUUAAAUGAUGAGGAAGAACGGUUAAGUCGUCUUCAAUCAUCAGAAGAAAAAUCCAGAUUCGGUUAUGCCAGCUCUCCAAAUAAACACCUUUCGAGUUCACAGCAAUUUAAAAAGGAAGUGUCAGAUUGUUCUGUGUCGCUAGAAGAAAACUACCGGAAUCCUAUAAAACUUGAAGAAGAAAUUCAUAACUGGCCUGAGGCUCCAGAGAAUAUUCAACCAAGUCCCGUUAAAUUCGAGGAAGAAGAAGAGGAAAUUCAUAACUGGCCUGAGUCUCCAGAGAAUAUUCAACCAAGUCCCGUUAAAAUCGAGGAAGAAGAAGAAGAAAUUCAUAACUGGCCUGACUCUCCAGAGAAUAUUCAACCAAGUCCCGUUAAAUUCGAGGAAGAAGAAGUUCUAAGUUGUCCUCAGUCCCCGGACGUUUGCCCAGCUCCACUGCUCUCUAUUGCCACAAAAAUUAUACCUCUUGAAAGAGUCGUUGACGUCGCAGUCAGGAAAAAGAAAACAAAGAUGAAUUUAAGGAGGUCAAGGCGGCUAAGCAAGGCCAUAAUUUCGUCCAGCUCUGAGCAUGAAUCUGAGGAGGAAAUUUGUGAAAGGCUGAGAGUAAGUGAAACAAUUUCCAACGAACCCACAGAAGCAGCGGUCACAAGGAUUCGGAGAAAAUCUUUGUUGAAGGAAACCGGUCCUCCUGAAAAAGUAGUUCGUAAAAGGGGGAGGCCGAAGAAAUAUCUGCUCAAGCAACCGCCAGAGGAAUUGGAAUCUAAACAGAGUCGUAUAGAAAGCGAUCCUCCUGAAGACAUUGACAAAGAGAAGACUGAAGUUCCUGAUGCCAAUGAAGGAAACGGAAUCAAUAGCGAAUCUACCCAACUAUCGCCGAUGGAAACCAAGAAGGUAGUUAAAAAGAAACAAAAAAUGAGUAAGCUCAAAGCAAAUGUAAUGAGACAGAUGAAACAGAAACAACAAAUGUACCAGUCUGACAAACCUGCAGCUAAUUUUGACUGCAGGCUGGAGACCCAUGUUAAAAAAAAUGAUGCAAUAGAAGCAAGUGUAGGAAAUGAGAAUGAAACAGUUCCUGCAGAACCUAGCAAUAGUCAAAACAAAGUCAGUAGCGGUAUAUUGAAGAAAAUCAAUAUUGUUCAAAAUAUUCUCAUACAAGCAGGACACGGUGCUCCCUCUGUGGACUUACAAGGAAGAUAUAUUGGCGAUUCAAAUCCACAACAAAAAUCGUCUGAAACCAUUAAGGAAAAACCUACAAAGAAGUGUGUGAGAUCAGAAAGUUGCGAUAUUUUAUCCCAAAUAAUGUGCGACAUGGACAAGGGUAGGCCGAAAUGUGUCCCGAAACCUAGCGCCCCAAAGAAAAAUCUACCUCAGGAUUUGGUAGACAAGCAGUGGAGGAAAGGUAUUCUGGACGUUGCCGAGAUAAUGUACAAUAGGGAAGCGAAUUGGGAUGAAACCUAUGGUUUGCAGUACUGCAACGAUAAGAACAAUGUUGGUAUUUUGAAACGAGGAAUGACCCUGCCAAUAAGAAUUCGAGUGUUGCUGAAGAAAUUGAUGGAAACUACCAAUGAAAAUGAAAUUCCUCAUCAUGUCAUAGCAGAGUUCAAGAAGAUGAAGAUCGAAAUUAUUGUGGACAUUAUUAUACAUGAAGUUUCGAAAGACUUCUGCGAAAAGCCCGACACCAAACACUUUCCAGCUCCUCUGAUGACCAAGACACAAAGAAUGUUUUUGGCGCUGAUGCUGAAACUGGAACAAGAAAAUGUGGAAAAUUUGACCAACAGAUUUUUAUUCAAGACAAAAUUUCACGUCUUCAAGACUGGUUGUGGGUUGAAAGCGACAAUUCCUCUGACGAGGUUAUUCUUGGGAGUGUGUCGAAUCCGAGGAGAUAUUCAGGCGAUGAGAAUGUUUUGCUGUGAGGCUUUUUUUUACAUCGGAGAUAAGGCAGUGCCAUUACUUUUUGCUGUACUGACCUCGUGGAGUGAAGUUAUUCCCAUGGAGGCCGAUGCCAUUUAUUAUCCCAUGGCCAAAGUUUUAGUACAGCUUGUCCAUUUGAAGACUUGCAAUAAACCAGGUUACAAUUUGUUACCUCUCAGGUGCCUCUUGCAUCAGUUUUACGGGUAUCCCAAAGAGAGGUCCAACUGCGAUACUUUUUUCGAGGAGGUUUGUCAGGAAUAUUUACGAAAUCCAUCGCCAGCAUCCGACUUUGCGAUUCGUCUGUAUUGUCGCAAUAAAGACACGAAGUGGGUAUAUAAAAAAAUCAAUGAGUUCUUCAAACCACUAAUUUAUAAAAUUCCCACAGAAAAUGUGAAUUUUAAGGCAACAGCGAUUUUGUUACUGGGAAAAAUUUGCCGUCAUUUUCGGCCCAAAGAAGAGCACGACGAAGCUUGUCUGGCAGAAAUGAACCGGUUUUUUGCAGGUUUGAUGGAAGAUGAUCUGCCGGAGCUGGUUAAACAGAGCGUUCAUCUGAGCCUCAAUCGACUUCCCCAAAAGAGAAUCAAAAUCCCACCGACGGAGAAGAAAUGCGCUAAUGAUCCCCCGAACAAUCAAACAACCGGUAAUGGAAAAGGGAAAGCGAUGCAGCGAAACAAAAAUCAGAACCGUUUCAUCAACCAGGCCCGGAAAACAGUGAAACGAAAACGUCGCUUUAAAAAAUCAAACAAAUAGUCCAACAUUGGAUGGGUAGUAGAAGAGAAUCGAAAUUAGACUGUACCAACAAAUAUUGUAUUAUAUUUAAUAAUUAAUUUGAAGGAGGUCAUGUUCCAUUGUAUUUUCUUCGGAUUGUCAACAGUCAUUCGAGUGUUUCUCAACAACAAUCCCAAAAAACAACAAAACAAGAAAAUCAAUUGUUACGGUGUACAUAAUAUUUAUUUUUCAUACAAAUUAUUCAUUUUCAGUUUGUAAAUAUUAAAUUAAACUGUGAUUCGGUCAAGACUAUAAA